Molecule: messenger RNA, 480 nt
Organism: Pseudonaja textilis
Lineage: Eukaryota; Metazoa; Chordata; Lepidosauria; Squamata; Elapidae
Source: RefSeq, a predicted model, not a curated record
UCUAUUCAACCCCGUCACUGUUUUUUUUUAUCUCCCCCGUUAACCUUUUUCCCCUCCGUAGAUCCCUUCAUUCUGCCACAUCAACAAGUCGAUAAAGGCGCCAUUAAAUUUGUCCUUAGUGGAGCCAAUAUCAUGUGUCCUGGCCUGACGUCUCCCGGAGCCAAACUUUAUCCUGCUGGCGCCGAUACGAUUGUGGCAAUAAUGGCGGAAGGAAAGCAACACGCACUAUGCAUUGGGGUCAUGAAGAUGGCGGCAGACGAUAUAGAGAAAGUCAACAAAGGGAUCGGCAUUGAAAAUAUUCACUAUUUAAAUGACGGCCUUUGGCAUAUGAAGACGUACAAGUGAAAAACCAGCGGGAAGUAUGCGGCUUGCUCCUGGCCAGCGUGGACUACUCUGUAAUUCUGUUUUUAAAUGUGCACCUGAAUGUACAAAUUUAUAUUGUUCUGUGGCUAAUGCUCAAUAAAUCAAGUGAAUGCUGAA